AUGUCGAAUCUGCACACCGCUCCGUCUCGACCCUUCAAUAUCGAUGUCAACGGUGGUUGGGACCUAGAUAUGGAUAUGGAUAUAGAGGAUGAGCAAAACGUAGAAGAUUCAUUACCUUCUACACCACUCGAAGAGCGCUCAACUCACUCGCAUUCCAGAGCUUGGAAGCAUGCUACGAGGUCGGAUGAAGGAGAAACCUCUGGGGAAGCAUCGAAGGAUACUAGCGAUCCAAGACAUCACAUCCACUCUCAACAGGAAGAGCAUAUACCGUCUAAAGGAGAUACAGACAAAGGAGACAAUGACAAAACAUGUAGGAUAUGUUUUUCAGGACCUGAAGAAGAAGAGACGCUGGGUAGGAUGAUAUCCCCUUGUCUGUGUACUGGCAGUAUGCGAUAUGUACAUGUGAAAUGCUUGAAUGCUUGGAGAGGUACUGGAACGAACGCUAAAGCACAUCUCGAAUGUCCACAAUGCCAUUAUCGAUAUCAACUACGAAGAACUCUCAUCUCAGGUCUCGCAACCUCCCGACCCAUCCUCCUACUAUCCACCAUCCUGACGUUCUCUCUCCUCACUCUACUCCUGGGCGAGAUCCUGCAUCUAAUGCUUCAUCACUCACCCACGAUCUCACGUACGCUCCUCUCUCGCUCCUCCCGUCCAACCGUUAAAACAAUGUUCGAUCUCCUCGACGAUCCUUACGCGGCCGUUGACGGUGGUCCAGUGAUCGUCGUAGGCGGCGGAGGAGAAUUGAUAUGGGAUAUUUUCAUCGGAGCUAUCCAGACGUUCGUCGACCUUUCAAAUUCCUUCUUGACUCAGAAGGACAAUUUAUCCACCAAAAUUCCUUCACCACUAGCUAAUCUGGUAUUCGAACUUGCUGUGAGGUACUUACUGGGUUUAGCAACGUUGGGAUCAAUGUCUUUCCUUUCGUUAUUAUUGAGUUUAUCACUCUUUGGACCACUUCAGCUUAUGAAUGGACUAAGAGGCUUUGGAUUCUUGGGUAAUCUUGCUAGAAGACGAAAUACCGCUGGGGGAGGAGGGGGUGGUGGAGAAGGGAGAUUGUCGAUUGGGACGAUAAUGAUGGUUAUCCUAGUUCUUGUUGGAGCUGUCAAUACGUUGAUCCAAUUUUACAACGGAUUACAAAUCUUGACUCAGAAAUUGUUGAUUUAUGUGGAAACGCAGAUAUUGGAAGUGAAUUCUGAUGAAAUUCAUAAACGACGAAGGGAAGAGAAGAAAAAGAAGGCGGAAGAAGUGCAGGCGGAGAGAUGGUGGAUUAGAUGGAUUAAAGAUGGUCAGUAUAAGAGAAUUGAUGGGUAUAGGGAAUUGGCGGUGAGGUUCAGUUUGGCUUUGGACAGAAUUUGGGAGAGAAUUAAGAGAUCGUUCAGGAUGGAUGGUGGAGAUGGACAUGAACAUCAGGAAUGA
Messenger RNA from Kwoniella botswanensis, 1413 nucleotides. RefSeq lists its product as uncharacterized. Bases 1 to 1413 code for a protein of 470 amino acids. The transcript has 6 exons. Gene Ontology annotation, molecular function: zinc ion binding. The record is from RefSeq and is a predicted model, not a curated record. Lineage: Eukaryota; Fungi; Basidiomycota; Tremellomycetes; Tremellales; Cryptococcaceae.